AUGCCCCAUGUGGGGAACAGCUGCAUGGGCGUCCAUCGCAUUGCCUGUCAGAUUAGAGAGCCUACCACUCCUGAUAAGACGGGCCUGGAUUGGGGCCAAAUCCACUCCGCCAGGUGGCCAAUGAUGACAGAGCCAGACACCCUCAGACAUGCUGCUUCACUGCAGAGGGCAAGCCCUCCCACGCUGAGCAGGCAGAGAGAGGUGACCGUGCCCCUGCCUCUCCCCCACCUCCUACCACUGACCACCACUUUCCGCCUGCCCUCCCUCCUCCCUUCCACGACACCACCGAGUUCCCCACUCCUCCUCCCACACCCCCGGAAAGGCAUACACUCGAAGCUCUACCAACCCCCCCCUCCAUCUCCCCACCUUCCUCCUCCAGCCCCCGCCUCCCCUCCAGUACCUUCUGCUCACCAGCGUGAGGACCCUGCUUCCGCACCCUGCCACCCCCCUUUCAGGAGCUCAGAUUCUGAUGGAGCGUUUGAAACCCCUGAAUCCACAACUCCAGUGAAGGCUGUUUCUCCUAUAGAGCCCCAAACUCAGCAACUACCGUCCAGCGAUAAAGUAGCAGACGCCUCAGUGGGUGAUCCUGCCACUGACUCGAUUUCACCUGAGCCACCCUGCCGUUCACUCUCCAUUGUUUUUGAUGAGGACAAGCCCAUCGCAGCCAGUGGCACCUACAACAUCGAACUUUUUGCUACAGAUUCAACAACUCACGGUCUGACACGUUCACUCAGCCUCCAGGGAGGAGAACUAGACACUGCUGGUCUGUUGGAUGGAUCAGCAGUGGGAGGCUUCCGUCCACAUUCCGAAUCCUUCAGCGUGGGCACUGAGAGUGCUCCAGGAACACUCCAUCGGCCCAAGAAAGUCCGUUCUGGGUCUGUGAAAAAGAAGCCUCUUCUCAGACAGAACUCCAACCCAGAGAGUCCAAGGCCAGCCUCAUCCAGCAGCACCCCGGAGAUCAAGAAGCGGGCAAAGCCUAGAACUGCCAACCCUCUCCAGGCCCAGGAGGAGGCAGAGGUAGGAUCUGCAACUCCGAGCCCUGGAGGAACCCUCCGAAAGACCAGGAAGAGCCGUGUGGAGACUCCUCCUCCUCUGCCGGAGGAGAACAAUCAUACCAGCCAGGAGGACAGCCUUGUCAUCCCAUCCUUACCCUUGUGCCAGGAGGAGGUGGCCCCUCACCCUGGUAGUCCGCCAGUCAAAGACGAAUCCCCUAUCCCCCCUAGUAGCUCUUACAAAUGGGAUCCAGAUAAUUUUGAGAACAUAGACCCUUUCAAUACUGGAGGUAGUAAAAUUGCCAAUUCCCCAAUUCUGGGCCGUAAAGAUCCUGUGUGUGCCCCCAUUGCCAUUCCUCCAGAGAGUCCCUGUGUCUCUGCUGUGGAGCCGUGUCCUCCAGCUGCUCUUAAAGAGCCAAUCAUCAACCCUGAAGAGCAACCCAUUAUUCCCAAACGUCAGUCAGUAAGGCUGGAGUUUGACUACUCUGAAGAGAGCGGUGAGGCAUCACACCAGGCCUCUCCCCCACCCAAGAAAGUGGGCAAGAAGCCCGGUGGCAAGAUGCCUCUCAGGAAACCAAAGCUGGGGCUGAAGAAGGCCCCUCCAGCACAGACAGAACAGCUGGACAAUGAACCUCCAGCAACCCACAAUGGCAACGAGGAGGAAAUCCCUGUUCAUAAGACAUCUUACAAUUUUGAGCCUGACAAGUGGGAUGAUCCGAACUUCAAUCCAUUUACCUCUAAGAAAUGUAUCAGCAGCUCCCCCAAACUGUCCAGGCCGUCUUAUAGUUUUGACCCCAAUAACUUUGAUGACUCCAUAGACCCAUUCAAAUCCUCCAAUAAGAUGGCCAACUCCCCUCCCAAGGCCUCUGCCUCCUUUGAACUGUCAUCCAAUGACUACGACAAUGAUAAUGACAAUGACAACAUCGGGGAACUGGAGGACCAAAAUCAGAACAAGCCUGCCAAGAAGAAGAAAACUCCCAUUAAAUCUAAUACUUUCAGAGUGAAGAGGUCACCGAAGAAAUCCCCAUUGUCUGACCCGUCCCAGGAUCUUACACCUGCAGAUGAACCUGCCUCCCUCCACCCACAGGACGACCAUGCAACAGAUGAGGAGAAGCUGGCCUCCUCCACCAGUCAUAAGUGGGCCGCCCUGCAUGACACGGAUGCAGAUUUGAACUCUGACCAACAAGACUUCCCCCAGCCAUGCGACCUUACAUCCUUCGUUAAUGAGAACAGUCUUCCUCAUCAGGCUCCAGCGCAAGACUAUGAAAUUGAGUACAUGGAGAAGAUUGGCUCCUCUUCACCUCCACUGUCUAUGAAGAAGCCAUCUUUGUACCUGAAGUUGGACUCAGUAUCUGACAACUUGACCAAGAAUACGUGUGCACAUGGAUCUGAGCCCAGCUCUCCCUGCACAGGGAGUUUCGAGGAGAUGGAGGCCCAGAUAACAGCGGGUAUGAAGACACCGGUGCUGAGCUCCCGGCCUGGCCUCGAGGGCUCUGCCGGGGACAAGGGCAGGAAGAGAGAAAGCGAGGCACUCAGCCGAACGCAAAGCACAGAGAGGGAUGAGCAGCCCCCUAGCCAGGGCCCCGUGGAGGCCCCUGCUCCAGCUCUGGCCAUGCCCCUGUUAGACAGGCUGUCUGAGUGUGACGACCCCCUGCAGUACCUGGAGCCUGACCUGGCCGAGACCAACCCCAUGGCAUUCGCCCAAAAACUACAGCACAGAGACGUGUCAUCUCCCAUAGAGAGUGCCGUGUCCAAGAACGCGCUGUACGCCAGGACCACCAGCUACAUUGAAGGGGAGAGUCCACACCUGCCCAGGGAGCUGGACCACUCGCUGGGAAUUGCACGAGAGGAGAUCGUGACAAAGGAGAAAGAAGUGCUGGAGUGGCAGAGGAAGUAUGAGGACAGCCGACAGGAAGUGGUGGAGAUGAGGAGAAUUGUUGCUGAGUAUGAGAAGACGAUUGCACAGAUGAUAGAGGAUGACCAGAAAGAGAAGUCUCUCUCCCACCACACCAUCCAGCAGCUGAUCAUGGAGAAGGACCAGGCCUUGGCAGACCUCAACUCGGUGGAAAAGUCUCUGGCCGACCUCUUCCGACGUUAUGAGAAGAUGAAGGAUGUACUGGAGGGCUUCCGCAAGAAUGAAGAGGUUCUGAAGAAAUGCGCUCAGGAGUAUCUGUCCAGGGUCCGCAAGGAGGAACAGCGCUAUCAAGCCCUGAAGAUUCAUGCAGAGGAGAAACUAGACAAGGCUAAUUCAGAGAUAGCUCAGGUGCGGGUCAAGGCCAAACAAGAGCAGGCCGCCUACCAGGCCAGUGUGAGGAAGGAGCAGAUGAAGGUGGAGUCUCUGGAGCGCACCUUGGAGCAAAAGAACAAAGAGAUCGAGGAGUUGACAAAGAUCUGUGAUGAGCUGAUCGCCAAGAUGGGGAAGAGUUAGCGACCACACCACGCCCGGGCCAAAUCUCUCAGAGAAGAGGAGUGGUUGUGGAAAAGCUACUUGGAGAAUGAAGCGUAUCAGUAAUAUUUACCACUCUUCCGAAGACUGAUGGACAUCGAAGGCCAAAACGGUCUUGGGGUAAACUUCCUACUGACUUUGUGCAUACAGGAUCCACAGGAAUGGCUUCCUCUUAAUCACUCUGUACAUUUUUGAUGUGUCAGUGUAUCGUACUGUAUCAGGGGUCUGGUUAAAAGUUUUAGAAAAUGUAUCAUAUCACUAAUGAGUCUGUCUGCGUGCGUGUGAGAGAUUGUGUGUAUGAUAAUGAGCAAAGUGAGAGCGUCGUUUGUGGGUUAAAUUAUCUAUAAUGAUGUUGCCAUGACAGCCACUGAGGGAGAAGACUGUUUACCCGCUCCUGUUGUCCUCUUAAUACAAGAGAAAGGCUUUCAAAAAGAGUAACUGAGACGUAGAUUCAUUCAUAAAACGUUGAUACACCAUUAAGAGAACACAAACUAUCACAAUAUCUUUCUGCAUGUGAGAGAACGACGAACUUGUCAUGUUAAUGUUUGUAUAUGCUGUAGGAAAUUCCAAAUAUGGAAAAGACUCAUCUGCAUUUUUGAUAGUUAUCCUGUCAUCCUCAACCCGUCUCCCUCAUGUAACCUUGUAGAUAUUUGUCAUACUUGUCAUAGCUUUCUCAAUGAAAUUGUGGGACUAUUUUUUGGAUUUUAUUUUGAUAUAAAGCAAACUAAUUGUGACUGUAUUCAGUUGUGACCAGGGGUAAUUUAAUUUUGGAUGAAUAUGUCCUCGUCCUGCUAUGGUCGUUGUGUCACACUGAGGAAUAACUUCUCUGCACAGCCACUGUACAGCAUCUGCUUACAAAGUGCAAUAAAAGAUGGCAA
This is a messenger RNA of Chelmon rostratus (copperband butterflyfish), 4316 nucleotides long. It is a transcript of the gene tacc2, whose product is annotated as transforming, acidic coiled-coil containing protein 2. The record is from RefSeq and is a predicted model, not a curated record. Gene Ontology annotation, biological process: mitotic spindle organization; cell population proliferation; cerebral cortex development. Gene Ontology annotation, cellular component: cytoplasm. Bases 1 to 3420 code for a protein of 1139 amino acids. The transcript has 17 exons. Lineage: Eukaryota; Metazoa; Chordata; Actinopteri; Chaetodontiformes; Chaetodontidae.